AUGUUUACAAAUCUGCGUAAACUAAUGAAAAUUGCCAUCAAUGAUUUUGAAAGUCUAGAGCGUGAGAGUUGGCUUAAAGCACACGCGAAUCAGAUUGUUCUGACUGUAGAACAGUUAAUGUGGUCACGCGAUAUCACACUGAUUUUGGAAGAUCCAUUUCCAGAGGAUCGGAUUGAUGGUCUGAAGGAAUAUGAAGAGAAAUGUUAUGCCGGACUGAAUAAACUUGCAGCAUUGGUUCGCGGUGAGUUACCGAAGCUGUUUCGUGCUCUCCUGUGCUCAUUAAUUACAAUUGACGUACAUGCUCGAGAUAUGGUAACAGAACUAGUCAACAGUAAAGUCGAUUCACUAAGUAAUUUCGAUUGGCAGCGCCAGCUGAGAUACUACUGGGAUCUAGAUUUAGAUACGUGUGUUGUAAAAAUGGCGAAUGCAUGUUAUAUUUAUGGUUACGAAUACUUGGGUGCUUCACCACGUCUGGUGAUUACUCCAUUAACCGACAGAUGUUAUCUCUGCUUAAUGGGGGCAUUACAAUUAGAUUUAGGCGGUGCUCCGGCUGGUCCAGCUGGUACUGGUAAAACAGAAACCACGAAAGAUUUAGCCAAAUCUGUCGCAAAACAGUGCGUUGUCUUCAACUGCUCCGACGGUCUUGACUACAAGAUGAUGGGACGAUUCUUCUCUGGUCUAGCACAGUCCGGUGCAUGGUGUUGUUUCGAUGAAUUCAAUCGGAUUGAUAUUGAGGUUUUGUCGGUUAUCGCGCAACAGCUGAUUACUAUUCGAAAUGCCAAAGCUGCUCGCGUUUCACGGUUUAUGUUUGAAGGCCGUGAAAUAAAACUGGUGCCAACAUGUGCUGCUUUCAUUACAAUGAAUCCAGGCUAUGCUGGACGUACUGAACUGCCUGAUAAUUUAAAAUCUCUAUUUCGUCCAAUAUCUAUGAUGGUGCCGGAUUAUCGUCUUAUAGCUGAAGUUAUCCUUUAUUCUGAAGGAUUUGAAUCUUCAAAAACGCUAGCUUUAAAAAUGACACAAAUGUAUAAGUUAUGCAGUGAACAGCUGUCUCAACAGGAUCACUAUGAUUUUGGUAUGAGAGCGUUGAAGUCAGUUCUAGUUAUGGCUGGUUCAUUGAAACGUGAAAAUCCGGAUAAACCAGAAGAUGUUGUAUUAAUUCGUGCUUUACGUGAUAGUAAUCUACCUAAAUUUCUUAAACAUGAUGCUGUUCUGUUUACUGCAAUUUUACAAGAUUUAUUCCCGGGAGUAUCAUUACCCGAACAUGAUUACGGAAGAUUUUUAUCUGAGAUUGAAACUGUCCUUCAAGAAAUGGGGUUACAGAUUGUUUCGGAUCAAGUCUUGAAAGUGAUACAGUUUUUCGAAACAUUACUCGUACGUCAUGGAGUCAUGUUGGUCGGACCAACUGGUGGUGGGAAGACUACUAUUUACCGUGUUUUAGCCAAAGUUCUAGCAAAUUUGCAUGCAGCUGAUCUACCAGAUAAUAAGCCCGAAUAUCAACCUGUAAAAACUUACGUUCUGAACCCAAAAUCUAUAACUAUGGGCGAAUUAUACGGAGAGGUGAAUAAAUUAACACUUGAAUGGCACGAUGGUCUAUUGGCUUCUAUCGUUCGGCAAACAUGUGUGGAUCAGACACAAGAUCAUCAGUGGGUUAUAUGCGAUGGACCAGUCGAUGCUUUAUGGAUUGAAAAUAUGAAUACUGUAUUAGAUGAUAAUAAAAUGUUGUGUUUGGCUAACUCCGAGAGAAUCAAACUAACCAAUUAUGUUCACAUGUUGUUUGAGGUAGAAGAUUUAGCUGUUGCCUCACCCGCAACUGUUAGUCGUUGUGGUAUGGUGUAUGUGGAUCCUGAAGACUUAGGAUGGUUACCGUACGUAAAAACGUGGCUGAAAUCAAUUGAAGAUAAAUUAGUUCCUCAUGUUGUUGAAUACAUCAUGGAGCUUUUUGAGAAAUACGUUGAUCCCUUCCUACAGUUUGUAAUGAAUAAAUGUUCAGCAAUUAUCCCACAGGUCCCAAUUGCCCGGGUACAGACAAUGUGUAAACUUUUAGAAGUCUUAUUAAUUCAUCCAGGUGGUCCACCGAUGAGUCACGAAAAGAGUAGAUUAAAUCCAAUAUUAGCCAUGUCAUUUGCAUUCUCAUUGCUAUGGGGGUUGGCAGGUAAUUUGAUUGAUGCAAACUGGGAUUCAUGUGACGCAUUUAUACGUAAUCUUUUUGAUGACCUAGGUGAUGCUCGAUUGCCACAACAUGCUGAUUUAUGGUCCUGCUAUGUUGAUAUGGAUACACGUCGUAUGGAUAAUUGGGAUAAAAUGCUUGCCACAUUUAUUUAUAAUAAGAAAAUACCAUUUUUCGAUAUGAUUGUACCAACUAUAGACACAGUUCGAUAUGGUUAUAUGUUGGAAAAAUUGUUGGACGCCAACCAAAGUGUUCUCUUCACUGGUUUGACAGGAGUUGGAAAAUCAGUUGUUGUUCGUGGAACUUUGAAUGCCAUAGCUCAAAUGAAAAAUUAUGUGCCUGCAUUCCUGAACUUCUCGGCUCAGACAAGCAGCAAUCGUACACAAGAAAUGAUUGAAAGUAAAUUGGAGAAAAAGAAGAGAAAUAUUCGUGGUGCACCAAAAGAUAAACGUGUGAUACUGUUUGUAGACGAUUUAAAUAUGCCGAAACAAGAUACAUACGGAAGUCAACCACCCAUUGAAUUACUGAGACAAUAUCAAGAUUUUCGCGGUUUCUAUGAUAGGGACAAGCUAGAGUGGAUUAAGAUUAAAGAUAUGACCCUGUGUGCAGCAUGUGGUCCACCGGGAGGUGGGAGAAAUCCAGUUACUGCAAGACUAAUCAGACAUUUUUCGCUGUUCGCCAUACCUUCACCAUCUGAAACCAGCUUAAAGCAAAUAUUCUCUUCAAUUAUCAAUGGUUACUUUCUUGAAUUCCCUCAAGGAGUCCGUAAUAAUGGUGAUGCGGUUGUGAAUGCUGCUGUUGAGAUAUACGUCAGAAUGGCUAAAGAAUUACUGCCGACACCUGCUAAGUCCCAUUACGUAUUCAACCUGAGAGAUUUAUCAAAAUGUAUUCAAGGGGUUUUACAAGGUGAUUUGAAUAUUGUACGCGACAAACAAACCUUAAGUAGACUGUUUUACCAUGAAGCUCAACGUGUAUUUCAUGAUCGACUGAUAAAUCAAGAAGAUAAAAACUUUUUCAACCAAAUUCUUUCAGAAAUGGCCUCAAAGUACUUUGGUGAGACAAUUGAGCCUGAAACAUUUUCCAAGAAUCCAAUACUAUUUGGUGACUUUUUAAGACCUGGUGUUCCCCGGGCAGAACGAUUUUAUGAGGAGCUGUGUGAUAUUGAAAAGCUGAAAUCGUUAUUAAUGGAUUAUUUAGACGAUUACAAUUUAGUUAUGUCAAAAGAUGUGAAACUUGUCUUCUUUGUUGAUGCCGUUGAACAUGUUUGUCGUAUUGCACGAAUGAUUAGACAAGACAGAGGCAAUGCAUUGUUGGUCGGUGUUGGUGGUACAGGAAAACAAUCCCUGACAAGGUUAGCCGCACAUAUUAAUGAAUACAAAUGUUUCCAGAUUGAAUUAUGUCGUGGUUACGACUAUUCAUCAUUUCAUGAAGAUUUAAAAAGGUUAUAUAUUUCAGCUGGAGUGGAAAAUAAACCAACCGUAUUCUUAUUCACAGAUAAUCAAAUAAUUGUAGAAGAAUUCCUUGAAGAUAUUAAUAAUAUAUUAAAUUCUGGUGAAGUACCAAAUUUAUUUGAAAGUGAUGAAUAUGAACGUUUGAUAAUUGGAUGUCGACCAGCUGCUAAAGAUGCUGGUAUUGCUGAGGGAAAUCGUGAUGCAAUAUAUGAAUUCUGCAUCAAUCGUGUACGUAAUAACCUUCAUAUCGUACUGUGUAUGUCACCAGUUGGUUCAAAUUUCCGGGUACGCUGCAGAAUGUUUCCAUCAUUGGUAAACUGCUGUACUAUUGAUUGGUUUAUUCAAUGGCCUGAAGACGCAUUGUAUAGUGUUGCAAAGUUUGCCUUUUCACAAGCUGAUUUCAGUUCAGAUGAGAUGAAAGAGGCUGUGUCCAAAUUAUCCACUGAUAUUCAUUUGAGUGUGUCACAAACAGCUGAACGUUUUUAUGCUGAAUUGAAACGACAUUAUUACACUACACCUACAAGUUACUUGGAACUACUUGAAUUAUAUACCACUAUGCUAAACAAGCGAAUCAAAGAAUUAUCGGAAGGCAGGGAUAAAUUUCGUAAUGGUUUGAAUAAGAUUUUGGAAACAAAUGAUUUAAUCGCAAAAAUGGAAGUGGAAUUGACAGCAAUGAGACCAACACUUGAAGUCAAGCAACGCGAUACGGAAAAACUAAUGAUUAAGUUGAGUGAAGAUCAAGAACAGGCCGAUAGUGUUCGUAAUCGUGUGAAAGAAGAUGAAGCUUUGGCUAAACAGAAAGCUGCCGAAAAUCAAAUUAUUGCUGAUGAUGCCCAACGUGACUUAGAUGAGGCGGUUCCAGCACUUGAGGCAGCUAACAAAGCACUUGAUUCUUUGGAUAAAAAUGACAUAUCAGAAAUUCGCGUGUUUACUAAGCCUCCACAGUUGGUACAAACUGUUAUGGAAGCAGUUUGUGUAAUGCUUGGACAAAAGGGAGACUGGGCAACUGCGAAAGUUGUAUUAGGGGAUUCCAACUUUCUUAGGAAACUAGUUGAAUUUCCAAAAGAUGAAAUUACUGAUGGUCAGUUGAAAAGACUGAAAAAAUACAUUGACAAUCCUGAAUUUACACCAGAAGUCGUUGAGAAAACCAGCAAAGCAUGUAAAUCUAUGUGCAUGUGGGUUCGAGCUUUGGACUUAUACGCUCAUGUAUUUCGUACUGUCGAGCCGAAAAGAAAACGAUUAGAGGAGGCGAAUGCAGAGUUAGACAAUGUAAUGCGUAAACUUCAGGAGAAACAAGCUGAACUAGCCAAAGUUGAAAAAAAAAUUGCUUCCUUACAAGCAGAAUAUGAUGAAUCAGUUGCUGAAAAGAAGAAACUUGAACAUCGUCUAGCGUUGACAUCAGCUCGUUUGAAACGCGCUGGUAAACUGACAAGUGCUUUGGCUGAUGAACAAGAUAGAUGGAAAAUAUCAAUUGAUGAGUAUGAAGCGCAACUUGAAAAUGUUAUUGGUGAUGUGUUUGUCGCUGCUGCAUGUGUCGCCUAUUAUGGAGCUUUCACAUCAGAGUAUCGUGAACUCUUAGUGAACAAAUGGGUCCUUCGGUGUCGGGAACUAGGUAUACCAGUCAGUGAUAAUCCAACCUUAUUCAGCGUUCUCGGUGAUGCAUUCGAAGUAAGACAGUGGAAUACAGAAGGUUUACCACGUGAUCAAGUCAGUACAGAUAAUGCCAUACUAGUGACACGUUCGAGACGAUGGCCACUGAUGAUCGAUCCACAAGAACAAGCAAAUCGUUGGAUACGUGCUAUGGAGGCAGAAAAUAAUUUAAAAGUAAUCAAGUUAACAGAUUCAAAUCUGUUGAGAAUACUGGAAAAUUGUAUACGAGUUGGGUUUCCAGUUCUUCUUGAAGAUGUUGGAGAAACACUAGACCCUGCCUUAGAACCAAUAUUAUUAAAGCAAGUUUUCAUGUCUGGCGGUCGACUGCUUAUUCGACUAGGUGAUUCAGAUAUUGAAUAUGAUAAGAAUUUCAGAUUUUAUAUCACUAGUAAAUUAGCCAACCCUCAUUAUUUACCAGAAGUGUCAAUUAAAGUAACGAUUAUCAAUUUCACCGUCACACCAGCUGGUUUAGAGGAUCAAUUGCUCGGUGAUGUGACAGGUAUUGAACGACCUGAGCUAGAAGAACAACGCAGUCAGUUAAUUGUGCGCAUCAAUACAGAUAAAAAUCAGUUGAAAGAUACAGAAGACCGUAUACUUAAAUUGUUAUUCGAAUCUAAAGGGAAUAUUCUGGACAACGAAGAUUUGAUCAAUACACUGAAUGAGUCUAAAGCCAAGUCGAGUGAGAUUUCUAAACGUUUAGCAGAAGCUACGUUAACAGAACAAAAAAUUACAAAUGCACGCUCUAAAUACUUACCAGUUGCUUCAAGAGGAUCUGUGAUGUACUUCGUUAUCACAACUAUGUCUGAAAUCGAUCCUAUGUAUCAGUUUUCAUUGAAAUACUUUAAGAAUUUAUUCAACUCAACAAUUCAAAACAGUCAACAAGCAUCCAGUUUAGAAGAACGUAUACAAAUUCUUCUUGAUUGCACUACUAAGUCCACAUAUAAUAAUGUUGCUCGUGGUUUAUUUGAACGCGAUAAGCUAGUCUUCUCGUUUAUGCUAUGUGUACAGAUAUUAAGGCAAAUGGAUCAAAUCACUACACAAGAAUGGAACUAUUUCUUGUUGGGUACACCAGAAGAUAUCAAGGAAUAUAAACGGGCUGAACAACCAGCUGAUACGCUUGAUUGGUUGAAUGCAAGACAAUGGCGAAGAAUAGUCGAUCUGGCUCAUCAUUUCCCUAAUCAGUUUUCAUCACUGCCUGGAGAUGUUAGAAAGUGUUCAAUAUCAGUGAAUUUUAAUCCAUUGACAAGCUUUAAACAAAAUGAACAACAGCAAAACAGCAAUGAUAAUAAUGAUGAGGUACAAAACGAUGCUGAAGAAUCAGACGUGUAUAACCUAACUCCUAAAAGUCAUGAAAAUCUUCCACGUGCUAAUUAUCAGGAUAAUUUAACAGGUUUCAGAAACUGUUAUUAAUAUCAACUAUACAAGAAGAGAGUGUUGUAAAAGCUGUUACAGA
Molecule: messenger RNA, 6721 nt
Organism: Trichobilharzia regenti
Lineage: Eukaryota; Metazoa; Platyhelminthes; Trematoda; Strigeidida; Schistosomatidae
Source: the annotation of a GenBank genome assembly